Molecule: messenger RNA, 903 nt
Organism: Lycium ferocissimum
Lineage: Eukaryota; Viridiplantae; Streptophyta; Magnoliopsida; Solanales; Solanaceae
Product: actin-depolymerizing factor 4
Exons: 3
Coding region: 140-559 (139 amino acids)
Biological process (GO): actin filament depolymerization
Cellular component (GO): cytoplasm; actin cytoskeleton
Molecular function (GO): actin filament binding
Source: RefSeq, a predicted model, not a curated record
AAUAACAUGAAAAAAAUUCCAGAAAAAGGGAAAAAAUUUCAUAUAUAUACAUAUACUUGUACUAGCACAUAAAUAUCUGCACAAUUCUAGAUUUUCUCUCUCGGAUCCUUUCCAUUUUCUCCGAUCAUCUCGAGUAGCCAUGGCUAAUGCGGCAUCAGGCAUGGCUGUCCAUGACGAUUGCAAGCUGAAGUUUUUGGAGUUGAAAGCUAAGAGGACUUAUCGCUUCAUAGUAUACAAAAUUGAGGAGAAGCAAAAGCAGGUCAUCGUGGAAAAGCUUGGUGAACCUGCUGAGACUUAUGAGGACUUUGCUGCUAGUAUGCCUGCAGAUGAGUGUCGAUAUGCAGUGUAUGAUUUUGACUUCGUGACGGCGGAGAGUUGCCAGAAGAGCAGGAUUUUCUUUAUUGCGUGGUCACCUGAUACGGCAAAGGUUAGAAGCAAAAUGAUCUAUGCUAGUUCCAAGGAUAGAUUUAAGAGGGAAUUGGACGGGAUUCAGGUGGAGCUGCAGGCAACUGACCCAACUGAGAUGGAUCUGGAUGUCUUUAAAAGCCGCACCAGCUAAAUAAAAUCCUCUAGUACAGCAACAGACGUGUUCUUGCUUUGCUCGAGAAAUGCUAAUAGUCUGUCGGGACAGGAGGGAAAUAUGGUGGUGGUUUGUUAUCGAGUUUUACGGUGAAGUCUUCUUCUAGAUAACUGAUGUGGUUUCGAUCUUAUUUUGCUUUAUGGUGUGAAAUGUGUGCAAAUGAAUUGCUCUUGUUUGGAGCCGGUGACAGUUAGCAAUCCUUGAUUGUUGUUUCUUUGGUUUGUAUGUUUCUAUUGAUAGCUGACCUGAUUGCAACUUCUGUAUAUUUGAUCCUUGGAAAUGCUGACUGUUCGCCAUUGAGUCAUUUAUAGUCGUUUACUUCA